This is a messenger RNA of Sphenostylis stenocarpa, 900 nucleotides long. The record is from the annotation of a GenBank genome assembly. NCBI's taxonomy places the organism in Eukaryota, Viridiplantae, Streptophyta, Magnoliopsida, Fabales, Fabaceae.
AUGGAUGUAAAGCAUACUGACAAGAGUGACUUAAAUUUAUUUAUGGGUAGAAUUGAAAUUGACCACUUUUGUUGUGGCCAUGUUCGUAUAUUGAGAAUUGAGUGCUUUGCAUGGAAAGCAUUCAGCAUAGUAAUACCAAAUCUGGAAACCUUAGGACAUGUUUGUGUAUGCGUGUGUAUCAAGGUUUUAAAUUGUAGCAGUGGUCGCUUUUAUGUUGAACCUUUUAAGUUUGUGAGUAUUGGUUUUUUGCAUGGGCUGAAUAUGCUAGCUAUAAAGAAAGCAUAUGACAGUACAUAUACCAAAGCCUGCACACCUUUGGAUGGAUCAAUUCCUGCCAUAAAACUAUCAACUUAUAGGCGUCGCUUAAAUGUUGGAAAGGAGGUAGCACAAAAUGAAAUUAACUUACAGAAAGUGACUUCAUUACGGAGAAACAUGGGGUCUGAGUUUUCUUGCAUGAUUAGAGAGGCUAAAAUCUUGGGGAUGGCUCUUGGCAUUUCUUGUUUGAAUGGUUUAGAUUCAGACAUAUUCCUUUUUGGUGCAAGGACAGCGUACAGGGAUAUCUGCCUUGGAGAUGGUGGAUUUGUUGUUUGUUAUGAGAUGACAGAUAUUGAAAGAAAACUUGGACUUGGGAGGGACUCAUUGAUUGCUCUCUCCUUGCUUCUUGGCAGUGACUAUUAUCAAGGAAUUCAUGGUCUGGGUCCAGAGGCGGCUUGUCAGAUAGUCAAAUCAAUUGGGGACAAACAUAUUCUUAAAAAAAUUGCUUCUGAAGGACUUGGAUGGGUGAAAAAGAGAAAAGGAGGCAAGAAUGAUUUAGGGCGGGGUGAUAACAUUUUACAAGUAAUUAAUGCUUAUAUGAAGCCAAAAUGUCACUCCGCAGAUUCAGAUAUUGUGCACAAGUAG